AUGAUUAAAAAUUUAUGUAAUAAAAGUUAUAAUUUAAGUAAAAAUAAUAAUUUUUUCGUUCGUUUAUUUAAACGAUCUUUUUUAUCGGAAUCAUAUAAAUGUAUCGAUGAGUGGGAAAAUCGUUUGAAACAUCCAAUUUUUAAAAAAUCAAAUGUCGAUAAUAUAUAUAAUCAAUUAAAAUUAGAUUUCGAUACGAAUAAAAGGAUAAGCGUGUUAGAUGUUGAUAUAUUAGCUAAUUCUUUUAAAGAUUAUAACGAGAAAUUCGAAGUUGAAGACACUUUGAAGAAAUUACGAGAGUGUCCGGAAUGUGUGCUUUUACCGGAAAGAUCAACGCAUGCAAUUCUUCGUUAUUACAUUGAUCACGGUCCGAAAGAAGAUAUUUUUAAUUUAUUGAGUAACAGACUCGAAUAUGGAGUUUUUCCUGAUUUUUAUUUAAUUAACAUGUUGAUGGAUAAGUUUUUAAAAAACGAAGAUUACGUUUCUGCUGUUAAAAUUGCUGUUCUUCAAAUGCUUCAGGAAGAAUAUGGACAUCCCAUAACGAAAUCUUUGGCAAUAUUUUCUUGUUAUAAAUAUUUAUUAUCGUCUAUGGUGUGGUCUGUACCACCACCACCUGAACCUGAUCCAGAUGAAGAUGUUGUUAAAGUCAGAGUACCUUACAUAAGGAAUCCUUAUUUUGAUGAUCAUUUCGAUAUCACAGAACCAAAUCAUUUAGUCGGUAAAACAAUGUGGUUAUUUGGUAAAAAUAUCAAUGGACCUCUUGGCAUUUCAAGUCAACUUGUCGGUUUAAUUUUAUAUGAAAAAUUCAAUGAAACUAUUUCACUUUUAAAUACUAUCAUUGAAAAAGAUUUAAAAUUACAUUCUCAAGCUGUUUCAAUGGCUAAAGAUUUUUUAACGAAUAAACCGAAACAAGAUUCAUCUGAUUCGAUAAAAAAUGAAAUUUUACAACUUCUUACAAAGAUCAACUCAAAAAACUUAUUAAAAACAGAUCUAUUAACAGAAUCUGAAAAUUUAUUAAAACAUUCGAUUGAAAAUAAUGAAAGAAAUGAUAUAGAUAAUCAAUGUAAGAUAUACAGUCGAUGGGAAAACGAUAGGAAUGAACACAUAAAUAAAGAAUUGGAAAGAAGCGAAAUUGAAAAUCUUAAAAUGGAAAUUGCCAAAGUUAAAGAAGAACUCAAAAGUGAAGAGCAGAAAUUAUUUUAUUUCGAUAAAGAAGAUGAGUUACAAUUAGAAAUAGAAGAACAGAAAAAGAAAAUGAGUAAUGUUGUUUAUUACAAGGGUAAACGCAAAUAUAAAGAUGUUCAAGAAGAUACAUACAUCCCACCUGAUGUUAAAAAAACUUUUAAUGAAUGA
Messenger RNA from Pediculus humanus corporis (human body louse), 1350 nucleotides. Its product is annotated as mitochondrial 28S ribosomal protein S27, putative. Bases 1 to 1350 code for a protein of 449 amino acids. Lineage: Eukaryota; Metazoa; Arthropoda; Insecta; Psocodea; Pediculidae. The transcript has 3 exons. The record is from RefSeq and is a predicted model, not a curated record. Gene Ontology annotation, cellular component: mitochondrion.